Gryllus bimaculatus (two-spotted cricket) is the source of this 6941-nucleotide messenger RNA. Lineage: Eukaryota; Metazoa; Arthropoda; Insecta; Orthoptera; Gryllidae. The record is from the annotation of a GenBank genome assembly.
AAUGAAUGUCAUAUCAAAUGUCUACAUAAUAAAUAUUAACUAUAAGUCAACAAAUAAAAAUAAAUUUAGCAUAAAUGAAAAAUUCACCCUAAGAAAGCAUCAAGAGGUUGGGCAGAACUUGUUGCCUCUCUCCGAGAAAAAUAAUUAUCUGAUCGCGUCCCUGCAUACAUGGGCCCAUACUCUUUGCAUGGGCCCUAUUUACUACAUAUAGAAACAUGUAUUUAUUAAGUACCUCCACGUUUGAAAGGUUGUGUCGUUUUUUUUAACUAUACGUGCCUGAAUGGGAAAUGUCAAGAAUUAUUUGUGCCGAAAUUAAUCAAUAACAAUAAAAAUAUACGUGUAUAUGGAUCUUUGCGAGUGAGGUAAUAUUAGAAGUAUUAUCAAUGCCUCUGUACUGUACAGUUGUGCCCUGGUUAUGUCGGCUAUUUUAUCAGGCUUUCAAUUAUUAGGGCCAAUUAAACCAAGUGAUUAAUCAGCGAUGCUCGUUAUUCCAUUUGAUUGAUAGCCCUUUUUACAUUCUAUAAUAGUGCUAAAGAUGUUCGGCUUACAGAAAUAAUAAUUAGUAGUAAUUUAUUUAUAUAUUUAUUAAAGGUAUAUUGGACUUACAACCUACUUUCCAUGUUAUAAUCAGUUUCAAGCGUAUUGUGGUCAAUUGUGGCUGAUUGAACUCGCUCAAACGCCACGUUGUUUCUUUUAGACAGUGAACGACACAAAAGCAUUAGCUAAGAGUAUCUAUUACGGUGUAUGUUAUUGAAGUUAUGUAAAUUGUGCGCUCCAGUACAGCUUCUUCGUCUUCCGUAUUAUUUACAUUCUAAAUUGCAAUCGAUUACAAUGGAUUCAUUCAAUCAAAGAUUAAAAUCCUUGAUUGUGAAACUGCAUGAAAUCAAUGCUCUGAAAUUUGGGAACUUCAAAAUGAAAGUAGGAAUCAAUUCUCCAGUGUACUUUGAUUUAAGAGUAAUUGUUUCCUAUCCUAAAGUAAUGGGUUCAUUGUCCCGUCUUCUGUGGGAGUUCAGCAACAGCAGUUUGGAUCCAUUUGACCACAUCUGUGGGGUUCCUUACACAGCUUUGCCUAUUGCAUCAAUCAUAUCAGUAGAGGCAGAUGUUCCCAUGUUGAUUCGCCGUAAAGAAACAAAAGAUUAUGGAACAAGAAAGUUAAUUGAAGGAAAAUUUGAGGAAGGGGACAGAUGCCUUAUAAUUGAAGAUGUAGUUACAUCAGGCUCAAGUAUCCUGGAAACUUUCAGAGAUUUGAAAACUGAAGGUUUAUCUGUUACAGAAGCAAUUGUUGUUGUUGAUCGGGAACAAGGUGGAGUACAAAAUCUAGCUUCUCAUGGCCUUAAAAUGAGAAGUUUAUGCACAUUGACCCAAAUCAUGAACACAUUACUUGAAAAGGGAAAAGUUGAUCAAAAUACAGUUGAUCAAGUGAAGAAUUACAUAUCUUUAACACAGAUUCCUUUGAAAGAUUAUGUUCCAGUGAAAGAAGGUGGGCAUUUAUUAGCAUUUCUUGUAACUUUGUUCUUAAAGAAUUCAUACAUUCAAAUUUAUUUUAUUUGGUUUCUCUUCUCCUCAGUGCUCACUAGUAGCAAAUCCCGGGAGUAUCCUUCCCAUCCUCUAAUCCUCAAGCCAGCAUAUUUUUGUGAUUUUACUUUUAAAACAUUCAUAUUUGCGUUCUUUAUGGACAUUGAACUUAUUUCAAAAAGGAAUCGGCUGUCGAUGAGUUUUAUGGAUCGUGCUCAAGAAACUAAGAGUUUAGUUGCUGCCAAGUUGUUUCGGAUUAUGGCAGAGAAAAGAACAAAUUUAUGCCUGUCAGCGGAUACUACAAAUUCCAUGGAACUUCUUGAAUUGGCAUCCAAAGUUGGACCUCACAUUUGCUUACUGAAAAUUCAUAUUGAUAUAAUAAAGGAUUUUAGUAAAGAUUUUAUCACAAACUUGGUUGCUCUCACAAAAGAACAUAACUUUUUGAUAUUAGAAGACAGAAAAUUUGCAGAUAUUGGCCAUGUGGUUAAAUUGCAAUAUUCACAAGGAGUACAUGAAAUAUCUUCUUGGGCAGAUCUAGUGACUGUCCAUCCUAUACCUGGACCAGGCAUCAUCAGUGGAUUAAAGGCUGCACUGGAAGAAUUGAGUCAUCAAGACAGAGGAUGUUUUAUUGUGGUAGAAAUGAGUUCUCAAGGCAAUUUGAACUCUGCAGAUUAUAAAACUGCUGCAGUGAAGCUUGCCAUGACUCAUUCUGACUUCGUGGUUGGAAUAGUUUGCCAAUCAUCUUCACUUGUGCCUGAUCCAGGAUUAAUUCAAUUAACUCCAGGUGUCAAGCUUGAUAAAGGCAGUGAUACAUUAGGGCAACAGUAUAAUUCACCAGAACAUGUUGUUCUAAAUGGGGCUGAUGUUGCUGUUGUUGGCAGAGGAAUAACGGAGGCACAAGAUAUAAUUGGCACUGCCAAAGAAUUUCAAACCAGAUUGUGGGAGGCAUAUGAAAAAAGAAUUUCCCCAAAGGAAUAACAAAAAUUUAUUGUGGGAGUCACAUUCCAGUGGGCCUAGACUCUAGGCUCAUAUUUGCAUGAAAUAUAUUAAUAUUGUUAUUUACAUUACGUAAAUUGAACAUGUUUUUUGUUAUUGAAUUCAAAUAUUAACACAAUUGUUGAAUCUCUUUUUUGAAGGUUACUAAAUGGUGGAUUUUUGAUAUUCGUAAAUGUAAAGUUUGGGAAAGGAUUUCGACGUGAUGUAAAAUGGUGGCAAGGCAAAGUUUAUAGACAUAUGAUAACUGACAAUAAGAUGUUGGACUGAGAAGGUAUGAAGCUAUUGUGAACUAAUUAGAACUUACAGUAUUGAGCCUGACAAUAAUGACAUUUUUGAUAAUUAUUUUUUUGACAUAUGCUUAGAACAAUGUUGACAUGCCCAUUACCCUAAAGAGUAUUUGUUUAUAGAACUUUUUAACGAAAUAGGCUGUGAUGUUUCAACAUACAUAUUGCUCAUUCCAUUUUUAUAUUAGUUUUAAAAGCUGAAUGUGCCUUUGUAACACUGAACUUUUAUAAUGCAAUUUUUUGAGACUGAAUAAAUAUAUUUCAAUGUCUGUGUGCCUUUUUCCCCAUAUCCCUUUACAUUGCACUCGGUGGAAAGCCACUUCUUAGCAAUUUGCGCGCGACUGUGACCAUGUUCAAUUAUAAACACCGUAUUCUAUGAACCGUCGGCGGCCAUCUUGUUUCCGUACACGGAGAGGGAGAGGCUUCGAGUUACCGCAUCUAAUCGCAUCACGUUGGCCAUCAAUGCUUUCAACCAACAAAUUGCCACACAUUAAAUCUCAAAUGUUUCACAAACAACUCUUUUUUUUGCCAAAUUCACAAAGUUUUAUUCAGGUUAGGGAUCUUGUUUAGUAAAAGAAAGAAAAAAAAAGCAAUUCAUUCUCAAUACAGACUUUAAUCAUCAUUACAUAAGCAACACUGAGGUGUACGGGUCAUAAAGAAUGCAAACUAUAAACAACAAUAGGUACUCAAUUUAUAUAUACCUCAAGCAGAGAUAUACCACAGACAUUCACACAGGGAAGCAAGCAUUCUUGUAGACUGGAAGAAAAAAAAAGCGUAAUAUUUAAUUAUGUCAGUCAGAAUGUUUUGUACUAUCUCAAGGAAUUUUUGUAUAUUCACAGAAUAUGAUCACUGGUAAGACUACAAUACAUGCCAAGAAUUCUUGACGUCGACUAUUACAGUUCUCCUCAAACUUGCACACAAUCAUCCAUGCUGUAUGAGUAAAUAUUUAGAUGCAAUUGUUUGGUUUUGGUAUAAAGCGAAAUGUACUAAAUUAAAUUGCAUUGCAUGCGGGAGAUUGUUUCCCAUGUCUGAAAAGUUGCUCAUGGGAAGGUUGUAUUGGCACCUUGAUGGCAGGAUUGUAUGUUUAGUUUCUUGUAUCAUAUCGCUGACUUUCAAAACAUCCUGAUUCUGUUCUUUACUUUAAAAUAUUCUGCUAUUCAAUCUCAACCUGUGAUGCAGAGCUGAGUUUAUACGGCAUUAAUACACUAGCCAACAUCAGCAUGCUGGCAAUACACUAACACUUACUAAAAAUAAUACUUUGGAAUUCCAGAGGAAAAGCCAUCUACAUUAAAAAAAACUGCAUAGAUAUCUGAAUACUUGAGUAUGUCCUCCAGAAAACAUUCUUCCCUUUGCUUAAAAUACAUGUAAAAUGCUUAUGAGUAUUUCUUGAGAAACAUUCCUGUUCCAUACAAUUAAAGGCUCUUGAUCUCCAGUACACAAGAGACUCGCGGAAGCCUUAAUACAAUAUAACAAAUCAAAAUUUACAGACCACAAAGUGAUAAAAUACUAGGCCUACUAACUAGACAAAUGGCACAGUAUAACUUAAAAAAGUAUAUAUAAAACUAAUAGGUAAUUUUCACAACCAACAUUCCAGAAAAAUAAAUAGAAACAAAAACAGAUCUGAUAUAAUGCUGUUGUGUCUUAUUCUAUGGGUAACUGACAGCUGUACCCAUUGUCUCGCAUUACUUUAUACACGUGAUUUUCAAUGGUUCAGUACUCAGGUAAACCAUCAAGACAAUGGUGAAAUAAUUUGUUGCAUAUAUUUUUGUGAGGUAUUUUUUACGUCAAUACGCCCUAUUGAUAAAAUGUCACUAUUAUUCCAAAGACCCUAAUUACCGAAAUACAACACAAGUGUUACAAAUUUGGGGUCUUGAAUACAGAAUUGCUGCAUCUAUUGGCUGUACUAUAGGUGAAGCUAUCCUACAGGCUAGCAAUUUUGCAGGUAUUACAAAGAGGUCAGACGCCAUCAGUCUUGCAUGGCUUGCCUAAGCCAUCUUUGCUAUUGUUUUCUAGAAGAACUUUCACACACAAGGGCGUAACAUACUAAAAUGCAUCCUUAGCAGCAGAUACAAACGCCAGGAGAUCCGAGUUCAGAAGGCUGGGAACAUUGGCAUAGUUCCCAUUGGCUGACAUUCAGGAGAGCAGAGGAGGAGGUUGUUCGGCAGAAACAGCAGCCACAGGAAGCUGAGUAGGAGUAUGUUGUGGCUGUGGAGCAUGCUGGCUAAGCUCAGCUUUCACACGGCGAGCAAUGUGACUGCGUGUGUGCUUACGCAAAUGAUCUUUGCGAUAAAAGCCCUUCCCACAUUCAGUGCAGAUAUGCCGCUUUUCACCUGAAUGUAUCACAAAAUGCAAAGUCAGCUGUUCCUUUCGUUUAAAUGCUUUGAGGCAAACUGUGCAAACAUACGGACGUUCAGGAUUGUGACUCUGCUUGUGACGUGUCAGAUGAUCUUUACGUUUCAGACCUGCUCCACAGAUGUCGCACACAAAGCGACGUUCAAGUGUAUGACCUAAUAAAUGCUGUUCCAGAAGUUCCUUUUCUGGGUAGGCCAUGUGACACUCAGGGCAGCAGUAUAAAGUAGAUCCAUCCAAAGCAGUUGUAAGGCGAAUUUCACCUGGUUUAGGUCUGGGCUUCUUUUCUUUGCUUGCCUUCUUCUUCUUCUUUUUCUUUGCACCUCCAGGAACUGGAGCACUGCCUACAACCCCUGGUGUGGCAGAGGAGGCAACACCUAACCCUGGGCCACUCGCAUUAACAGCCAUUUCUGUUUCCUUUUUAAUAUUUUCAGCAGAGUACUUCAAAAAAUGAUGCAAGCUAAGGGGUAAAGUAGAAGCAGGCAAAUGUGAUAAAUAAUCAGCAACAGUAGAUCCUGGGGUAGCUAAACUUUGCCAGGUUGCUGGCAUUGUAGUAGUAGUUUGUGUAGCAUGGUGGUGGUGAUGCUGAUGAUGCAAGGACAUGGAGCCACUAUACUCAGCUUCAUUUGAGCCCGGGCGAUCUUCUUUAUCACCACCAUCUUCACGUUUCACAUCUUUAUCUUUCUCAGCACUUGACAUUGUAUUAUCACGCAUCAUAGCUGCACACAAAUCUUGAGGCUGCAUAUCACCUCCAUGGUAUGUAGCUCGUUUGUCAGCAAGCUGCCGGGCCUGUUGCUGUUGUUGCUGCUCUUGCAGAGAAGGAGAUGAGGUAGGUCGAUUUGGUGGUGGAGGUGGAGGCUGCUGCUGUGGAGGCGGCUGUGGCUGUUGCUGUUGAACUGUACCUGCUUGACUAUAUGGAACACCAACAUUUCCUGAAUAAUGGUGUGUUCCACUUAAAUUUGCUCCAGGAUGAUACUUUGAAGAAUUAGGAUUCAUCAUAUUGCUAACUUGAGGCUGUCCUGCAGAAUUAUUACUACCAUCCCCACGAGAAUACUUCCCCAUGUUUACAGGCAUUCCUAUAGGUGGAUGGUGUUGGUUAAAGUGGGCUGGUCCUGGACUAGAAUGAUACCGAGAUCCUGAUCCAUCGACUGCUUGAGGUGGAAGACCACCACUACCCCCAUCAUGAGAAAAUUUAGCUGCAAAUUGAUGAAUUGUAGGUAUUGAUGCUGGAAAGUGGCUGCCAAAGGGUGAAAAGUUCAUUGCUAUCACUUUAAAGUCUACACUUUGGUAUCAGUAAUACCUGAAAUGUUCUUCCACAUAUAUAUGCUUGGCUUUACUUUUCUGCUGCUUCAGAAACAGAUAAUAUGAAAAAUCCAACAAUUCAGCGUCAUUCUUCAACAUACAAGUUUGCAAACCCGAACAAUGAAGCACGAUUUUCUUUCGCUACUUCGCCAAUGUUAUCGUCAUGCAAGACCUUGUUUCUUGUAAUUCAGAGAGAUGUUCCAAGUCACGAGCUGUACCUUCUUUAACUAACCUGAAUUCCUUCUCUUAACGCGCAUGUCCUUCUUCAUUUCCCACACCUUUGCUACUAUUUUAAGUUCAUAAUAUGAAAAUUACACAAAAAAUACACCUCUUUUCGCUUCUGAAAGCUUUUCGUGAACUUAGAAAACAUAACUUAAUUUCAACACAAAAUUUACUCAAGACAUGUUUCAGCAAGCGUCAUGGCCCGCGCAGAGGCACAAGAUGGGUUCUCAUUGGAGCCUCUUUCGAAAUAAAAUGUCCAUAUUUAGAUCUCCG